Molecule: messenger RNA, 3636 nt
Organism: Arthroderma uncinatum
Lineage: Eukaryota; Fungi; Ascomycota; Eurotiomycetes; Onygenales; Arthrodermataceae
Product: DNA-directed RNA polymerase III subunit RPC2
Exons: 5
Coding region: 1-3636 (1211 amino acids)
Biological process (GO): DNA-templated transcription
Cellular component (GO): RNA polymerase III complex
Molecular function (GO): DNA binding; DNA-directed RNA polymerase activity; ribonucleoside binding
Source: RefSeq, a predicted model, not a curated record
AUGCCUCCCAAGAAGAAGCCAGUAGGCCCGAAUGUUGGUGCCGCGGCGGGCAAUCCUACAGCUUCUUCAAGUACUCGUAGACGAUCAACAGGGACCGCUGCCGCCGCAAAGUCCACGGACGAUCCGCAUGACCCCGAAAAUCGCAAUAAGAGUCAUUCCACGAACACUCAAAAGGGCAAACGGUCUGAUGACUUUGAAGCUCUCCUAGAACCAUUCUACUACGAUAAACACCUGACAGAUCCUAUCAAUACUGAACGAGAUAAAUGGAAUCUUUUACCAGCAUUUCUCAAAGUCAAGGGCCUCGUUAAACAACACAUCGAUUCAUAUAACUAUUUUGUGGAGGUGCAACUGAAAAAGAUUGUACAAUCCAGCGCCGAGAUUCGUAGUGAUAUCGACCCGAAAUUUUAUAUUAGGUUUCAUGACAUCUACCUGGGGACCCCCCGACGAGCCGAUGAAGAACAGUCAGAUGCCAAGGUUGAAUCCACGAUAACACCGAACGAAUGUCGACUUCGAGACAUGACCUAUGCAGCGCCGAUUCUGGUUGAUUUCGAAUAUGUCAGAGGCCGUCAACGAGUCAAGCGGAAUGGUACUGCCAUUGGGCGCAUGCCUGUCAUGCUCCGGAGCUCAAAAUGUGUGCUUUCAAAUAAAUCAUCACGGGAGAUGUACACAUUGCAUGAAUGUCCACUCGAUCCGGGCGGAUACUUUAUUGUCAACGGGACGGAGAAAGUUAUUUUGGUACAAGAGCAGUUGAGCAAAAACAGAGUUAUCGUUGAGACUGAUCCGAAGAAGGAGAUAGUACAGGCUUCUGUGACGAGUUCUUCACAUGAGCGAAAAUCGAAAAGUUAUAUCAUCAUGAAGAAAGGACGCAUCUACCUCCGACACAAUGUUCUCAACGAUGAUAUUCCGAUCGUCAUCCUUUUGAAGGCAAUGGGAAUACAGUCUGAUAAGGAAAUGUUGCUGUUAGUUGCUGGAGUUGAUAUGGAAUACCAAGAAGACUUUGCCAUCAACUUCGAGGAAGCUGUAAAAUUGGGAAUAUCUACGCAACAACAGGCUCUCGAAUACCUGGGAGCACGCAUAAAGAUUAACCGGAAGGGCUCCGGAUUUGGUCCCGCUCGUCGAAACUAUGUUCCAGAAGCCAUUGAGGCCAUAUCGUCCGUUAUAAUUUCUCAUGUUCAAGUGCAGGAUAUGAACUUCCGGCCAAAAGCAUUAUACGUCACCCACAUGGCUCGACGUGUGUUAAUGGCAAAGCUCGACCCGAGCUUGGUUGACGACCGUGAUUACGUUGGUAAUAAACGCCUGGAGUUAGCUGGUCAGCUCCUAGCGUUGUUGUUUGAAGAUCUGUUCAAAAAGUUCUGCUUUGAUAUCAAAAUGAAUAUAGAUAAGGUUCUGAAGAAGCCAGUACGGACGGAGGCCUUUGAUGCGUACGGUGUGGUUGCUAUUCAUGGCAACCAUAUCACACAAGGCAUGAACCGUGCCAUUGCGACAGGAAACUGGAGCUUGAAACGUUUCCGAAUGGAGAGGGCGGGUGUUACACAUGUUCUAAGCAGACUUAGCUAUAUUGCAGCACUCGGUAUGAUGACGCGAAUAAGCAGUCAGUUCGAAAAGACUCGUAAAGUCUCUGGCCCCCGUGCGCUUCAGCCAUCGCAGUUUGGUAUGCUUUGCACAUCAGAUACCCCUGAAGGUGAAGCGUGCGGUCUGGUGAAGAAUCUUGCGCUCAUGACACAUAUCACAACCAACGACGAGGAAGAGCCAGUACAGAAACUUGUGUUCACUCUGGGGGCUGAGGAUAUACAAACAGUCGGGGGCAGGGAGUGCUACGGUCAGGGAGCUUAUAUCGUAUUCAUGAACGGAUCCCCUAUUGCGCUAACACGUCGACCCAAAUAUUUCCUUAAUGCCUUCCGACGUUUGCGACGAAUGGGCAGGAUCUCGGAAUUCGUCAGUGUGUUCAUCAACCAUAACCAAAAAUCUGUGCACGUUUCUACUGAUGAUGGUCGUAUAUGUCGUCCAUUGAUCAUUGUCGAGAAGAAGCGAUCCAGGGUCACUGCACGACAUCUAAGUUCCUUGCGCAGCGGCACGAUGGAUUUCGAUGACUUCCUAUCGAAUGGCUUAGUGGAAUAUGUCGAUGUCAACGAAGAAAACGAUGCAAAUAUUGCGGUAUAUGAAAGAGAAAUUGAUGCAAACACGACCCAUCUGGAGAUUGAACCAUUUACAGUCCUAGGAGCAGUUGCAGGCCUUAUUCCUUACCCUCACCACAACCAAUCCCCUCGAAACACCUACCAAUGCGCUAUGGGUAAACAAGCCAUAGGUGCAAUCGCCAAUAACCAGUUCCUCCGCAUCGAUUCCCUGCUGUAUGCCAUGGUCUACCCUCAAAAGCCAAUGGUCAAAACUCGAACAAUCGAGUUGACUAACUAUGACAAGCUCCCAGCAGGCCAAAACGCCAUGGUAGCUGUGAUGAGUUAUUCUGGGUACGAUAUUGAGGAUGCUCUCGUGCUUAAUAAAGGAUCUGUUGACCGUGGGUUCGGUCGAUGUCAAGUCUUCAGAAAAUAUUCAGCAAAUCUCAAAAGUUAUUCAAACGGGACCAAGGAUAGGCUAGUUGGACCCACCAGAGAAGACGGAGUAUCGAUAAGAAAACAUGGUCUUCUCGACAAUGACGGUCUGGCGGCCGUUGGAGAGAAAGUCAGUCCCGGAGAAGUAUAUAUAAACAAGGAGACCCCAGACAACGCACUUUCGUCUGGAAUCACCGGCUCCGAUGCAGGCUUACCUGUAAAAUACAACCCGACCCCCCAGACUUACAAGCUACCCGAUUAUAGCUAUAUCGACAAAGUGAUGAUCUCCACCACAGAAGGUGAGAGCCAGCUGAUCAAGGUUCAAACUCGACAAACUCGGCGACCAGAAGUUGGUGACAAGUUUUCGUCUCGCCACGGACAGAAAGGUGUUGUUGGGAUCAUUGCAGAGCAGGCCGAUAUGCCCUUUACAGACUCUGGCCUAGUUCCUGACAUUAUCAUGAACCCUCACGGUUUCCCGUCUCGUAUGACAGUUGGUAAGAUGUUGGAACUCGUUGCAGGAAAAGCCGGUAUUAUCUCUGGUCAAUUUGGCUAUGGAACGCCCUUUGGUGGAAGCCCAGUUGAAGAGAUGUCUGCUAUCCUCGUGGACCAUGGUUUCAGUUAUGGUGGAAAGGACUACUUGACGUCCGGCAUCACGGGUGAACCACUCACAUACUACGUCUUCACUGGGCCAAUUUAUUAUCAAAAACUUAAGCACAUGGUGCAAGAUAAAAUGCAUUCGCGUGCUCGCGGACCUCGCGCGAUGCUUACUCGUCAACCCACCGAGGGUCGCUCUCGCGACGGUGGUUUACGUCUAGGAGAGAUGGAGCGCGAUUGUCUCAUUGCAUACGGUACGAGUCAGCUACUACUUGAGCGGCUGAUGAUAUCGUCUGAUCGCCACGAAGUGGAUGUAUGUGAGAGUUGCGGGUUCAUGGGUUACUCAGGCUGGUGCCAGCGCUGCAAGUCGUCGACCGGGGUAGUUAAGAUGGUGAUACCAUAUGCCGCUAAACUGCUUGUUCAAGAGCUCUUCAGCAUGAACGUCGUGGCUCGAUUGAAGUUGCAAGACGAGUUCCCCGAAGACCGAGGGAUGUAA